Molecule: messenger RNA, 1088 nt
Organism: Olea europaea var. sylvestris
Lineage: Eukaryota; Viridiplantae; Streptophyta; Magnoliopsida; Lamiales; Oleaceae
Exons: 2
Source: RefSeq, a predicted model, not a curated record
UGUCAGUGCCAACGAUAUCUGAGGUGUUCGAGCCGCUGGAAAGAGCUCCUAGGCCUGAAAAAACUCUACCAAAACAGCAAUGCAAAGCCAGAAGAUCAAAAGGCGGCAUCAGCAUCCAAUCACAACAAUAGUAAAAAUGCGGCCAGAAGCUUGAAGCACUUUCUCAACCGCAGUUCAAAAUCAUCCGUAAACGCAUCCAUUGACUCAUCUUUAAGCCUCCCAUUAUUGAAGGACAUGGACAAUGAGUCGCUCUCAAUUUCCUCUCGGCUUUCACUCUCGUCUUCUUCAUCAGGUCACGAGCACGAUGAUCUCCCAAGGCUCUCUCUCGAUUCCGAUGAACCGAGUACUCUCUCCCGUAGCUCUCACCGGAAGACAAACACUCUUUCCAGAGUUCGAGUAGUUAGACCUAGGGCAUUAUCUUCAGAGAACCCUUGAACGGCAACUCGAGUGGCUCGUAGCCCAAUGCGGAGAGCACAGGAGCCUACUGCACAAUCGUGUGGAGUUUCAGCGGAUAGUCCUCGCAUGAACUCUUCUGGUAAAGUCGUGUUCAAUGGCUUGGAGAGAAGUUCCAGUAGUCCGAGCAGUUUCAAUGGUGGCCACGGAUACAAACACCGAGGAAUGGAGAGAUCUUAUUCAGCUAAUGUCCGUAUUACUCCGGUUCUGAAUGUUCCGGUUUGUUCACUUCGAGGCUCGUCGAAAUCUGGUGUUUUUGGCUUAUUUUCUUCGCAACAGAAGAAAGAUAGUGGCGGUGGCGGUAGUAGCAAUGGUGGUGGCAACAGAGACAGCAAAGUCAUAGCAAAGAACCGCACGGAUUGAACUUGAGAGAGGGAAAGCAUGUUUUGCGGUAACACCUCUCUUUUUUCACCUUCUACCCUGGUUUUCUAGCUUUCUGUUUUUUCCCCCUUUUUUUCUUUUAAUGUUGAUGCUUGAGUUUUUGACAGUGAUUAGGGAGUUCCUUUUGGUAUUUUUCCUGGGAGAUUUUUAGACUGCUUUAUGUACAUAAAUGAGGGAGUGGGAAUCUCUUUGUUUUUCUUUGGUUUGUUCCAACUCAAGUGCUGAAAUGUAAUGCUAGAUUUUCUCCGUUGUAA